Coregonus sp. 'balchen' is the source of this 1353-nucleotide messenger RNA. The record is from the annotation of a GenBank genome assembly. NCBI's taxonomy places the organism in Eukaryota, Metazoa, Chordata, Actinopteri, Salmoniformes, Salmonidae.
GGCCGUUUUAAGAAGGAGAUAGUGGUGGAUGGACAGAGCAACCUGCUGCUAAUCAGAGAUGAAGGGGGCCCUCCAGAGGCUCAGGUUGGUAAUACAGCUUUAUUAACAUGGCAGUAUCAUCUGCAACAUGCUGCUGUGGAUUGAUUACAGGUGGGUUUCCUGUACACAGAUUAAGCCGAUUUAGCCCUAGACUAAAAAUCCACUUUAAUGGAGAUACUCUAUUGAGCAUCCUUUUUAAUCUAGAACUAGUCUUAAUCUGGGUCCUGGAAACUGAUGCUUCCUAACCUAACCACAAAUGCAGUUUGAACUACUAACCCGAAUACCUUAAAGCUAGAAUCCUUAGUUGAAACAAUAUCAAAGCCCCGCCCCGGUUUUGCUAAAAAGCUAAGGCAUGGGGCUGGAGAAAUGUUAACUCUCAAAUUCAUAGACGGUUAUGGAUGCACGCACUGCUCAUCCAUGAUAUCAAAUGGAUAAUUUUAACCAUGUUUUGAGGCUAUACAGUGUUUCUUUACAUGUAUGUUUACAAACAUUGGAGUAAAACAAUCUUAUAUUUUGGGUUCUGAUGGUGUAUGACAGUAGGACUAAGCUUGAGGCAUAUUCUUCAAGAGUCAAUGGUUAUAUAUCAUUAAUUUAUAAGUCCAAAAAUGGAUGUAUCAACUAACGAUUCUAGCUUUAACCUUACGAUCCUUCUCUCCCUCUCCUCUCUCUCUCUCCCUCUCUUUCUUUCCCCCCUCCCUCUCUCUCUCUCUCUCUCUCUCUCUCUCCUCUCUCUCUCUCUCUCUCUCUCUCUCUCUCUCUCUCUCUCCAGUUUGCCCUGUGGGUGGAUGCGGUGAUAUUUGUGUUCAGUCUGGAGGAUGAGAUCAGUUUCCAGACAGUCUACCAUUACUACAGCCGCAUGGCUAACUACCGCAACACUGCUGAGAUACCUCUGGUGCUGGUGGGAACGCAAGGUGAGACACACACACUGGCAUGCAGAGACACGAGCAUACAUGCACUGUGCAUGAACAGAAUACUAUGUUGCACCAUAGUUCCAUACACCUUCUUGCAUCUUUUCUCCAGCCUCUAUCCGAAAUCACUUCCUUGGAGUGCCACUGCCACCUAAGGGCUGUUUGUAGUUACUGCAAUAAGACAUGCAUUUCCUCUCUAUAAGCACUAGAGGGCGCCACUUGAUUGGCUAUUUCUGUGAUUGCAGAUGCUAUCAGCUCAGCCAAUCCCCGGGUCAUCGACGACACACGAGCACGCAAGCUGUCCAAUGACCUGAAGCGCUGCACCUACUAUGAGACGUGCGCCACCUACGGCCUCAAUGUGGAACGGGUCUUCCAGGACGGUAAGACUACUCCGCCGGAGUUGUUA